This is a messenger RNA of Chrysemys picta bellii (western painted turtle), 7663 nucleotides long. Lineage: Eukaryota; Metazoa; Chordata; Testudines; Emydidae. The record is from RefSeq and is a predicted model, not a curated record.
AGAGCCCUUAAUAGAACCAGGGCCGGGGGCGGCUCCUCACCAGCCCCCGGGGCUGAGGCCGGGCCUCCUGCCUCCCCCCCCCGCCCCCCGGGAGCGACCCGUGGGGACCAGGCCGCAUCCCCCCUGCCGGCCCCGGGGACCCUCCCUGGCGGCUCCCUCAGCCUGGGGCCAAGCGCCCUAGAGAGCCGGGGCGGGGACCCCCGGGGGGCUCCGAUUCAGGGGUAAAUCCGCCCCCACCCUGGGAAAGAGGGAGAGUAGGGGAGACCCCCCCACCACACACACACUUCCGGCUGAGAUUGAAGGAUCCCUGGGUCCGGUUCUUGGGGCUGCAGAGGGAGUUCCUCCCAUGCCAGGCCCCCUGUUACUGCCAGGGCACUGUCCCUCUCCUCCCUUGGCACGUUAGGUUUUGAGUGAAGAAUAUUUGCCCCCUCUCUUCCCAUUCCCAAGCUCCCUGUGGACUCCUGGGAAAGGAGAGUCCCUGGCUCAGCCCCAGAUGUUAAGUGGAGCAAAGAGAAGAUUCCAGUGUAGGUGGCUCCCUUUAGAACAGAAAGGUCUUCGGAGUUUAAAGGCUGUGCUUCCCGUUUCUGGUGGUACUUACAAGGAACCUGCUGUCAAUUACUAAUUUUGCAGGCUGCACACAGUACCCCAAAGGGAUUGAAAUCAGGAUCUAGACUAACUCUGGAUGCACCCAGUAGCUGACUUAAAUUCUUCUUUAGCUCGUUUAAAAAAAAUAAACACAAAAUCAAAUUGUUGUUGAUAUUGACCUUGGCUGCCUAAAACUAACCGACAAACAACAAAACCCUUCCCAUCAGCUUUGAUUUUUAAUUGAGAAUGAAAAUACAAAAAUAGCUCCUCAUAUCAUACCUAUCAGUAUGUGGAGUCGGAAAAUCAUUCCCGAAACUGGUGCUUUGGGGUGCACGAGUGCACAUUGCACUCGGGGAUUGAGCUGUGCACCUUAUUUUCAGAAUAGACUGCUGUGUUAUUUGAUUAUAAAAAUGAAAUAUCCUGGGAAUAGUUAAUUUGGAAACAGGGGAACUUGGAACUACCACCAUGGCAUGGGAUUAAGUUGGAUGUGUAUACAACUGAUUAGGCUUAAUAGACGGUGCUAAAUUUGGGACAGGAUACCCGAGCAUUUCAGGAAAAAGUUGGUGUAGAGGUACUUUCUUCUGUUCCUUUUCCUCUUAAAAUAGUACCCAUUCAAGCAACUGGUUCAAGAGGAAGUUGACUCCUACAGACACUCAAGAAAAGAUCACUUAAGUGGGCAAGAUCAGUUGUCAAUAAUUCCAUAGUAAAAUUACUCCCAGUUCUGGCAUAAAUUUUGGAAAUAGAGAAUGAGUGCAUAUUCUUUCAGUGUGCCAGUCUCCCCUGUCUCUCCCAGUAGUAGGUGCAGCAGCUUUAGUAGUGCCGGCAGUCUGGAAUUUAUUCCCAGUGCCCACUCUGACACUGAGGAUGAUGAUAAAGUGGUGGUGGAAGGGGUGGAGCAACCUGCCAAACAUAAAGGAAAGAAGGGGUUGCGGACUAAGGGAAAGCCACACCAUAAAAAACUGGUGCUGUCUAAAAAGUUUGUUAAAGAUCUGGGACCGGCAGGUGCUGUUGAAGCUGCCUGUGCUGCAGCUGCAGUAGUCAUGCCUGGUGCUCCUGAGCAAGAUGGAGAGAGCUUUUUUAUCGAGAGCAAUACAGUAAAACGGGUUCUGUUGCCUGGUACGAGAGCAAAGACUUCCAUCGUGUGGAACUUCUUCCAUGUUGAUCCCCAGUACCCCUGUCGUGCCAUCUGCAGCCUAUGUAAAAAAAGCGUCAGCCGUGGCAAGCCAGGCACCCACCUUGGCACAUCGACGCUUCAGCGGCAUCUCCAGGCAAAGCAUUCUGUGUAUUGGGCCAUGGCUAAUAAAAUAAGUGCUACUGGUGGAAGCAGUGUAGGGGAGGAAGAAUAUGCCUUUAAUGUGCCUGUGUCACCAAUCUCCCCUGAUAGCAGAUUUAGCAGUUUGAGCAGCAGCGGGAGUUUGGAAUAUAUUCCCAAUGUUCACUUUCACAAUGGCAGUGUGGAAGAGGCACUGGGCCAGUUUUCCAACAAAAAAAGAAGAAAGAAAGGACUGCAGGUUAAUGAGUUAUACCCAGGAAAACCAGAGCUUUCAAAAAAUUUUGCCAAAGAUGUGGGUCCCACAGGCGCAACGACUGCAGCCAGGGCAGCCGCAGCAAUAGUCGUUUCUGGUGCAUCUGGAGAAGACCGAGAGAGUUUUCUCAUUGAAAGCAAUACUGUCAAACGCGUCCUGAUGCCGGGAACCAGGACCAAGACGUCAGCUGUCUGGAACUUCUUCUACAUUGAUCCUCAGUAUACCUGCAGGGCUGUUUGUAAUGUCUGUAAAAAGAGUGUCAGUCGAGGCAGACCCGGCACUCACCUUGGCACUUCCACACUGCAACGGCAUCUGCAGGCCAUGCAUCCUGUACACUGGGCCAUGGCCAACAAAUCUAAUGGCACUAUUGGUAACGGUGUAGACGAGGAAACAGUUGAGGAUUUUUCUAUUGGUCCUAGGGAGAUGGACUUGUCACUUCUCUGUCGUAGAAGCUUUUCAAGCUAUUUCUCAUCUCGGAGGGAUAAACUUACAGCCAGUUACAGUUUAACAUCUCAAGGCCUGGGUGUCCAUGCGCCAACUUUAUCUCCUAAGCCAAUGCUUGGUAAAAGAAAGGUCAUAAGUCCCAACUUUGGGACUCCGCAAGACUCUCAAAUAUCCACUACUGAGAAGAAAAUUAAAUACCAUGAAAUUCCAGUUGCACAGCAGAUAAAUAGGGCUAUUACAGAAUUGAUUAUUGAGGAUAUGCAACCCUACUCAUUUUUUUCUACCCCUGCUUUUCAGAGAUUCAUGAAGAUAGUGGCACCAGGCUAUCAGCUGCCGUCUAGAACUUACUUUUCCACAAAGGCUGUGCCCCGGUUAUACAAUGUUGUGAGAGAAAAGGUUUUCAUGGCUCUGGAGAAAGCUGAGUGCAAAAAAGUUCACUUAACCAUUGACAUGUGGACCCAUGAACCAACCACAGACUAUCUGACAGUGAUGGCACAUUGGGUGUCUUUUGAAAUGCUGCUGUCUUCCUCUCACAGUGCCAGCAAAACUCCCAGUUGUAGGAAGCAGGCAGCUCUUUGUGUAACUGGCUUUGCUAAAGAUUAUGCAGCAGCCAGUAUUUUACAAGAACUAAAUUACCAAAUCGGUGUGUGGCUUUCCCCCAAUUCCCUCACCCCUGGCUUCAUAGUUUCUGACAACACUGCCAAUGUUGUGCAUGCAGUGAGAGAUGGAGACUUUACCCAAGUGCCAUGCUUUAUGCAUUGUUUAAGUUUAGUAAUUCAAGACUUCCUCCGUGAGCACAAAAGCAUGAGGAGCAUGUUAGUAGCUGCUCGAGAGAUUUGCCAUCAUUUUAAUCAUUCUGUUAAGGCCCGUCAAAUUUUGCAGGAGUUCCAGCAUGCAAACCAUCUUCCGCAGCACAACUUGAAGCAGGAGGUAGCCACCCAGUGGACCUCCACCUUUUAUAUGCUGAGGCGACUUUUAGAGCAGCAGAAGGCAGUGCAUGACUAUUCCAUGCAACACCACGUGGGGAGGGUGGAUGGGAUCAUCCUCACCUCAUUUCAGUGGUGUCUGAUGGCUCACGUGUGUGACAUCCUUGAGCCGUUUGAAGAAGCCACUCAGGAAGUGAGUAUGUGCACUGCAGGUCUUAGUCAGGUGCUGCCAUUAGUUCGCCGCCUGCUUUUGACUCUGCAGAACAUGCGAAAAGACUUUCAAAUCAAAGGUGCCACUGUAGCUCUCGGGCUGGUGGAUGACUUGUCUCUGAGGCUUGAAACUGACUCCCGACUGAGCACUGUGCUCAGAUCUGAGCAUUACAUCUUGGCCACUUUAUUAGAUCCCUGCUUUAAAGACAAUUUAGAAGAAUUCCUUCCUCAAGGUACUGACUUGAUAAGCUAUAAACAGAUCCUUAUUGAAGUAGUAUCUGAGUAUAUGUGCACGUCAGUGGAGGGUUGUUCCUUGGAAGCUACAGAAGUAUCAGGCCAUUCAUCCCUUAUAGGAACCGAUCCUUUUGCUUUUCACCUUAAGGAAGAUUACUCUGGUUCAGAUCCCUUCAGUGGCUUCUCUUCGAGUGGUGCAGCUUUAAUAGGCAAGAAGAGGCUGUUGUGCCCAUCAGCUGCAGCAGUAGUAGAAGAGUAUUUUCAAGAUGAGUCUUCAGGGAUAACAGUUAAAGAUGACCCCCUGAUUUACUGGCAGGGGAAACUGAGAAGAUGGCCUGCAUUAACCCGAGUAGCUAUUCAGUAUCUCAGCUGCCCUCCCUGUAGUCUGCACUCUGAAUGUGUCUUCAGCACAGCCAGACACCUCGUUUCAGAACACUCUGCUAGUCCAGGUUUUGACAACAUUGAACAGUUAAUGUUCCUUAAAAUGAACUUAAAAACUAUUAAUUAUGACUAUUCCACUCUGGCCUUGGGCUUUGACACAGAGGAUGAGAUCACUCAGAGUAGCGAGGAUGAGAUAUUUUAGCCAGAGUUGGUAGCUUCAGUUUGUUCUGCGCUCUGGACCAUUUGAAGUGCUGGGACAUGUGCUGCUAUGUACUGUUCUUGUACGGUUGUUAAUAUCUAGCACUUCUUGUGCUUUCCAUCUUAAGAGCACUUUACAACAUCCUCCAAAUGCCCCCUGUGAAGUAGGUAAAUAAGCAUUAUGUCCAUUUUGUAGACCAGAAAACUGACAUCUGACUUAGUGAGAAAGGUGGGAUUAAAAUUUGGGAGUUCCUGGCUCCUGAUCUUGUGUUCAGAUUGUCCUAUUAAACACCACGUAGGUUUUGUAAUAUAAACAUUAAUGAAAAUAACUAUUUUUUUAAAAAUAAUUAAAAAUACAAAAACAGGUCAAUAAUAAAGAGAGAGCAAAAUAGGAUUCAUGCUUUAAAAUCAUAAAGAGCACUAGGUAGGUAUCUAGUUGAUAAGCGUGGUGCUGGCAGUAGUAACUGAAUAGUGCUCCCUUAUGACACCUAUUAAGGCAUAAAAAUGUUCCCUCUCUGGACUUCUCUCCCCCAUAAUCCCAGCAUACUGUUGAAAGGCCACGGACUAAUACUGGCUGGCAAACUGAAAAGAUGGAUGAGUGACUAACAUAGUUUUUCAGUGUUGAGAAAGACAGGGCUCUAAAAUGAACUGGGCAAAUGUUCACUGUAUUCUUGUCUUCCUUUAGUGAGGGUGAAGUGUGUGACCCCAGCUUUUUAUUUCUUCUCACUGGUCUCUAAUUAUUGUUUUGCUAUAACUAAGCUCCUGUACAAAAUGAAAUUACAAGGUGAACCACAGCUCAAUCUCAAUGUGAACACCAGUGUAAUAUUCAGGAUUUGAUUGGCUUUGAAAUUCUUAAUCAGUUUCUGAUGCAAGCUUGCUGAAUGCGCCAGAGUUAUUCAUUUAUUUUAAGCUUUAAGGGGUUAGCUCAGUCGAUUUUCUGUAGUAUUUAAAUUGCUAUUCUAACUAAAAAAAUAAAAAUAAAAAAUUAAAUAACUUUAAAGUCUAGUUUCUGUGUUAACAUUUUUUAUUUGUAGUGCUUGUACAGAACUGAGAGGCUUGAGUUGCUUGGUAGUAUAAUUUCAGUGAUAAUUCAAACCCUGGACUGUGUGAAAAGCACUAAGUAUGUGCCGAAGUAUGGAAGAUAAUAUGCAAAUCCAUUGAAAUAAAUAAUCAAAAAUAGCACACAUUAUCAGACAGACCAGGAGGCAUUGUCCGUUACUUGCCAAGAAAUACGUUUUGGUUUAUGUGGAAGCAUUUCACACUUUGAAAUUGCAUUGAAUUCGGGAGGAUAUUAGUGAAAGUAAAUUUGGCAAAACUUCCCUGUAUCUAAUAUAUGCUAAUUGCACACCGAGAGAACAUUAGUGUAGUUAGAUACAGGUAGACAAAAGUUACCUGGGAUACAAAAUCCAGUUGUAAAGGCAACAAAAGUCAAAAGUGAGUAAUUAUCUAGAUACUAAGGGAAGGACAGAGAUUGAUUCUUACCUUUUUUUAAUUCCCCUUGUCAAGAGUUGAAAACUGAUAACUAGUACAAGAACCCAAUUUUUCCUCUCAUUAUUUUAGAUUUAGGGAAACUCCCUCCCUUUUCUCCCCCCUAACCCCCUCUCCAAAAAAAAUCCUGGAAAAAUUCACUAGUGCGUGAGAAUAAAAGGUCUAAUCUUAAUAGAAUAGAAUAGGUCUAUUAUUAAUUUAUAAGAACGAUUUCAUUCGAUUUCUUCUAAGAUAGAAUUGGAAGAGAAUUAGCACAGAAAUGUUUCAGUGCUUUUAAUGUAUGCAAUGUUAUUGAAGUCAUAUCAGUCCCAGGUUAUUAGAGACAAAGUGGGUGAGGUAAUAUCUUUUAUUGGACCAAAUUCUCUCACCAACAGAAGCUGGUCCAAGAAAAGACAUUACCUCACCCAACUUGUCUCUCUCGGCACUUUUAAUGACACAGGAAUUGGAAUCUCUUACGUUUAGAUCUAAUGGUCAAAAAUGCAGGUUUUAUGGCAUUCAGUAAAAAUAAAUAAACUGAAAUGUCUCAUUUCACAGUGAAAUUAAACUGUGGUAACUGGAAACACCUUUAGGCUCCUUAUGGUGUCAGUCAUUGGUUGCUAAGAAUUGGAUCCAAGAAUCCUUUCAGACCUUUGCCAUCUCACAGCGAUGGAUAAUGGUGGAUAUAUAUACCAGGGAACAGUAUAUGGUCACAAACCAAUAGUAUUUGAAAAAUGUAAAAGAAAUUAAAAUUGGCUUCCAAAAAUCAAAAUAUUUCCAAAUUGUGUCUCAUGCAGCUGUGCCUCUUUAAAAUUGAGCGUUUCCCUGCUUCUUACAGCUUGCUGUAUUUUAGAACUGCUAUCUUUCUGCAUUUGAUUGCAACUUUAAAUAUCUGAUCAGAGCUACAAAUUGUUCUUUACAAUAUGGAUAUCAGACUAUGCAUACUUUGAACGCUUUGAGCACAUAAAUAUGGAUAUACUGUAUGCAUGUACAUGUGUAUAUUUGUGCCAGAUCCAAACUUGCCCAUAUUAUAAAGCAUUGGCCUGAAAGUGUAUUUGUGUGACACUUUUAUAACCCCUCAAUUUUUGCCAUUCCCCCAAAUUUUGAGACACUUUAUGAUGCAUUUUAAGUGACAAAUAGCCCAAUUAUAUCAUUUUUAUUACCACAUUUGAAUAUAUUGGUGUGUGUAUAAACACAUUUGUAUAUAUGUAUAUACAUAUGUAUGUUUAUACAUACAAGUAUGUUUUUGCUAUACAGGUAAUAAAGAUGGGGGAAGGUUUUUGUGUUUUCUUAAUAGGUGAAGAAAUCUUGAAGACCAGAAAUUGGAACUUAUUGAGUUUUAAAUUAAAAAAAAAAAAUUUAACUGUCUGGCUGUGGAAGAUGGAUCUUCAUUUUUGCAGCCGCUUUGACUCACAAGUUCAUCUUUAAAUGAACUGUUUUUUGAAGAGCUAACUAACCCUCGCUGUCUCCAGUCUGACAGAGAGUAUUCAAAUGGACUUGCUUCCUCCAGUAGUUGUAAGAUGUUUAAAAGCACAGCCUGUGUCUGAAUUGUGGAUGAGAGAUUUCCUUGGCAAUGUGAGGAGAAAAUUCUUUCUAUCCCUUUAUUAUUAAUUCACGGAUUGAGUGUUGGUUCGGCCUACAGGAGAAAUUAAUUGGAAGUCUUUGAAGACCAACGUUCUUGCCGAGGUUAUCCAG